This is a messenger RNA of Naegleria lovaniensis, 3096 nucleotides long. RefSeq lists its product as uncharacterized. Bases 1 to 3096 code for a protein of 1031 amino acids. NCBI's taxonomy places the organism in Eukaryota, Heterolobosea, Eutetramitea, Acrasida, Naegleriidae. The transcript has 4 exons. The record is from RefSeq and is a predicted model, not a curated record.
AUGUUACCCAAUUCAGAAACCUCUACCUCUACGACGAUCGGACAGCCUCAACCGAACAACACUCUGAGGGGUGAGAUGGAUAAUGAUGAUGAAAGAGAGCAACAAGUUGUGUACACAUAUACUCUGGAUCAUCUGAAUAAUAAUUUGUCUUCUAAUUCUAUGGAUGAGAGUCCAAGCCUUAAUCGUUUUCUUCCAUCUUCACCUACCUCAUCAUCGGCAUCUUCAAGCUUUGCCAUUGUAAAUUCCCACCUUGAUGAUGAGAGUAGAGAUAACGUACUGGUUGGUACUGAAUUGUUUAGUAAUGAUUUGGAGGGCAAAGAGAGGCAAGUAGAUUUGUCCUUUUCAGAAUUGUCAAAGAAACGGACCCGACAGAUUAAGGUGGAAGAAUUACGUAAGAAAGAGGCUGCCUACAAGCUCUUGUUAAAGAAUGAGGAAAAGAAGAAACGCCGUAUGCAAAAAGCUAUAGAUCAAAAGAUGGAAAUUGAAAAGGAAAAGAAGAGACUAGAAAUGGCUGAGAAGACACUCGACAAUAUCACCAUUUGGAAAAAGAUUGAGGAAACACGAAAAAAAAAUGUUCAGAAGAAAAUUGCUCUCUUGCAAAGCAGUGCGUUCAAUGUGUACAUGUCCAAGGUAAACCUCAUCAAAAAAUUGACAGAAAUAGAGGUCAAAGAAAGCCUGAAUCAAAUCGUUUCCGAGCUCCAUGCUAGCCCUUCCAACCAUCAACAAAGCCUACUCUCACAUGAACAAGUUAAAAAACAAGCACGAGAAGAACAACGAAAAAUUGUACAAGAGCAAGCAAACCACCACGCAAAACAUCAUCAUGUAUCAAAUAUGUCAUCAGAGACAUCCAUACAUUCGACAUCUAAAUUCGCUCAAAAUUUGCAACUGCUUACUUCUCUCUCUAAAACAGAGGAAGACAAGGAAAUCGAUCAAAGCACUCGUAAAUACCUCAAAAAUUCCAUGCAACAUCGUCAUGACUCUAUAGUGCAAGCUCACAAACACUCUGAAGAGAUCAAUAACAAGGUGAUUGAACAAUUAAUCCUUUCCAAAAAGCAGCAAGUGGAGUCUGAAUUUGAUAAGAAGAUUGUGCAUGAUCAUUUGGAGAAGGUUAAGAAACUCACAUACGCCUCCAAUGUUGUGGGAUUAGAGAGUGAAGCUUUGAAAGAACUACUCGAACUUCCAGAAGAGCAGUUUGAGACAGAUAUUGGAGUGGCAGAUGCGGAAAUGGAUUCCAUCCGGGUGGAAAUUUACAAUUUGGAAGCCAAACGAAGACAGAAUCAAUCAAACCAUUCUCAACACAAGCUCGAAAUUAAGGAAUUCAUAGAGGUGGGCGAACAAAAGAAGAAACGAUUCAAACAAGUCUUGCCCAAACUAAAACAAGAGCUACAAAUUAUUAAGCAAGAAGCUGCUCAAUACGAGGAAGAAUAUGGAGGCAUGUCUCUCACUACAAUGGACGAACAAAUGACUGCCAACGUACAAGAAAUGAAACGUCUAAAGAGCGAGGGAGAUCAAAUUCUUGUGGACCUCCAAAGCUCCUUGCAACAAACACGGCAGGAGCUUGAGAGUCAAAUUGAAGACCUGACACUUGAAGUUGCAGAAGCGGAGAAGAAGGCUCAAGAAUGCCAAGAGAAGGUGAAUGAUGCAUGUGCACGGGAGAAAUCAAGGGAGGAGCGCCUUACUUACAUGCAGCAGUCAAUUGAAAAACUGAAAGAUGGAUGUCAAAACUUUGCCUCCAACUUUGAAAAGAGAAAGAAACAAGCUCACAUUCAAACCAAUCAAAAGUAUGCUGAAAUUAUCAUGUUCCAUGACUUGAAGAAUAUCAUGGAAAAAGCAAAGAGAUACUACACACUGGAGUUGGGCACAGCCUUGAAAGACAAUACAUCACUCAUGGAAUAUUUAAACACGAGAGUGAAGAAUUUGAAAGAACGAUUGGCUGUUUCUGAGCAAGCCAUGCAAAAAAGUAUCGAGUAUGCUACCUUUUUGAAAUCUCUCACUCAUGAUAGUGUCUAUUUGGAACAUACAGUCAUGUCCAAGUAUUUGGAGGUACGCGAUCAAAUUGUCACAGGUUGGCGAAAAUCUCUCGAAAGUAAGGUUCGACUCGUGGCACAACAAAAUUGUAGACCUUUUAUUGAGAGAGAAAGAGCCACUUCGGUUGUGAAACGAUUCAUUAAUAUGGUAUGGAUGAGAGACAUGUACAAGUCAGCCAUUGGUGUAAUUAUAAAACCCGAAGACGCCUCAGAACGAGACCGCGAUUUGGAACGAGUACGACAACAGGUCGAGCAACAAACAUUUAAGGAACAACGGCUUGCAGUGCUACUUCUCGAGUUGUAUCGAAGGUAUGAAAAACAACGCCUCGAACAAGAGCCCGAAAAAGUCAAACAAGAGGAAAAACAACGAAUUAUGGAAAUAACAAGGGCUGUGGAGAGACACAAACAAGAACUCCUCGAUAAGAUCCAGUACGAAUCAGAGAGCGAUGCCGAAAGUGAUAUUGAGGAUUCAGAUAUUGAAACAAAUUCAGAGAGUGACUACUUUAGCGAGGAGGAAGACCAAUUUAACUUUGACAUUCCAUCUCAUGUAGACGUGAUUAAGGAAGAGUUUGACGCGCUAGUUGAAAACAUUAAGGGUCAGUCACAAACACGAAUUCAUGAAGAACUCGAGGAGGUCAACCCCACACCAGAGUCGGGCUUACUUGGAAAGGACAAGUACAAGAAAAUGAUGGCCUCUCGCAAAGUUGGUUAUUCCUUCUUGGAGAAAGGCAAGCCAUCGGUCAAUGAACAAGAGAGAGAUGUGAAAAAGCAACGCAUCUUGCUCGUUACUCAAAAAAUCAUGAAAUCUGUACAAGACUAUAUUGACUUUUCUAAGGUCGAUAAAAAGAUGGAAAGUGUGGUCAUUCCCAACAUUAAGAAGCAGCAAGAACACCAGGCAAGACUUGAGAGCAACCUAAACAGAAACGAACAAAUCAACAGAGUGCCAGUUACCACUUCUCAAAUUAAACAAGGUAUCAACCAGGUGACAAAGCAAGAUCAACCACUACUAGGCACUGUCUCAUUUGCCUCCAUACCAGUUAUUCGUCCAACAUCCAUCUUUGGUGAUUAG